GUUGCUGAGCGUUUUCCGGUCAGCGUGACGACGCGGAUGCGCUGAAGACGGAGAAAGGGAAAAUAACAGAGGGUUUUAACUCCAGAUAUUGCUAUUUAAACAGAUAGAUAGCGAAUAUGAUAUUUGAGUGGUACGGUGUGAUCCGGUUAGAUAUCUGUAGGGAAACAAGCUAGUUACUCAUCAAAUCAAACAAUUAGUUACUUAGCGUUAGAUGUUUAGGAAGCUAGCAUUGCUAGCUAAAAGUAGCUGUCUACAUAGCAAAGUUAGCCCCAGUUGUAAUCUCAAAUCAUUUUUGGCUCCUUUGUUUAUUUUCAAAUUGGAUUUGUCUGUCAGACCAUCCAGUUGACAGACUGUCUGGUAUCGGUCGUGUGGCUUUCUGACAAUCUUGGAGUUCGACUUGGCGUGUUUUGUGUUUUUGUGAGAAUGGCAACAUCGGCCCUUUACGCGUGUACAAAAUGUAACCAGCGAUAUCCGUUCGAGGAGCUAUCCCAGGGACAACAACUGUGCAAGGAGUGUCGAAUCGCACACCCUAUUGUUAAAUGUACAUACUGCAGGUCUGAAUUUCAGCAGGAGAGCAAAACAAACACAAUCUGCAAGAAAUGUGCCCAGAAUGUUAAACAGUUUGGGACGCCAAAGCCGUGUCAGUAUUGCAACAUCAUUGCUGCGUUCAUCGGAACAAAGUGUCAGCGCUGCACAAAUUCUGAAAAGAAGUAUGGCCCUCCACAGACCUGCGAGCAGUGCAAACAGCAGUGUGCCUUCGACAGGAAAGAGGAGGGGCGGCGAAAGGUGGAUGGGAAGCUCCUGUGCUGGUUGUGUACUCUGUCAUAUCGCCGUGUGCUCCAGAAGACCAAGGAGCAGCGGAAAGGCCUGGGCUCGUCCCACUCCAACUCGUCAUCGCUCAGCGAAAAGGAGCACCCGAGACAGCAGCACCAUCACCACCACCACCAACACCGCCACAGCAGCUCACACCACAAGCUCAGUGGUAGCCUGAGUCCAGAGCAAGAGCAGGGAUUAUGGAAGCAGAGCCACAAAUCAUCAUCCAUUCAGAAGGAGACUCCAAAGAAGAAACCAAAGCUAGAGAUGAAGCCAUCAAAUGGAGACAGCAGCUCAAUUGCCCAGUCUGUGGAUUCAGGAGGAACGGACAACUUCAUCCUCAUCAGCCAGCUGAAGGAGGAGGUUCUGGGUCUGAAGAGACUUCUGCAGCAGCGAGAUCAAACCAUCUUGGACAAGGACCGGAAGCUCACUGAGCUGAAGGCAGAUUUUCAGUACCAGGAGUCAAAUAUGAGGGUGAAGAUGAACAACAUGGAGAAAGCCCAUAAGGAGUCCAUGGAGCAGCAACAGGCCAAAAAUCGUGAGUUGAUGAAACAAGUGGCUGCACUUUCAAAAGGGAAGAAGUUUGAUCGCUCUGGAAGUUCACUCCUGUUGCCGUAACACAAAUCAAUGGCAUGGAGAUGGGCUUCACCGUAUUGUCGCUUUGAGAUAAGAGGCUAAGCCUCUGUGUGCUCUCGAAGCUUGAUCGUUUUCUUUUCCUCGUUCAAACAAACAGAAGCUGUCACAGAUUUUAGAUUCUUUUAAAAUAUUUUUGACAGGAUUUUCAUGGAAUUGCUGACGUUUUUUUCGACCAGUAAGACAUGUCAAAGACCUCCACAGAUAGUUGGGUAGACUGUAAACAGCAGAGACGGGUCAGGCUCACCCACCAUUUUUUUAGGUUCUGUCUGUAUUUAUUCAUUUAUGUUUUAAUGUCUUUACUUCAAACACUUCAUAUGCAAAAAAAAAGAUUUUAUUGUUUUUUUCUCAUUUGUUUUCUUUUGGUUUUCCGUUUUAAUCAUGUAUACAUCUUCACUCGUAUUCCUGAAUCAUGGAAAUGUGGAAGUGGAUAUUUUUCCCCCACUUCUUUUGUCCAGCCCAGGACCUUGUAUGCAAAGACAGCUCAUCAUGAGAGACUGGUAGUGUCUGUUGAGCAUAUUUUUAACCUUCACUCCCAAACCCCGCUUCCCUACCCCCCAAUGUCUCGUACACUCUUUCUGUCGUGGAACGAUUGUAUAGAUGCAUGACUCCUGAACGGUAUUGUACUUUUAAGCCUGUUAUUACCAUAUUAUUCUGUUGUCUUUGAUUUGUAUGAAAUAUCCACAUGAUUUUAUUUGGUAGUGUGGACAGCCUUAUGUAUUUAUAAUGAUGGGUUUAGUGUGUCUAUACUGCCAGGCAGACUAAAUAGUAGUCCAAUAGGAAACACUUUAUAAAAGCUCCCUCUGUCUUAUUCUUUCACUUUUAAAUACAUAUUAUUUCCUGCUCUGUACAAAACUACAGUUAUGUAUUCUCUCCUUCCUCUUUUCUACAACUGUCUUUCUCUCCCCUUUCUCAUUCUCUAUCUGCGUGUGUGGACUGAGGGAUGAACUUCUUGCUGUGGUGUCUAGGAUCACCUUUUUUUACUACUUCCAAACCCAGGGAUAUUACAUCUGAAAACUCUACUGCAUUUCUCUGUGUGUGUGUGUGUGAUUGGCACAAAUAGGCACAUCCACAGUACUCUGGAAUUGGAUCUGUAAAAUAGUAUUUUAAAAGUACAUUUUAUUUGUGAAUUUUUUUUAUGGUUUUAAGAAGCAGACAUGUAAACAGACUUGAGUCAAAUUUCCCUUUUAUUUGAGCAUUUGUAUGUGAUACUGCAAUAUACAAAGUAUUUGACCAUUUCAAAAUAAAAUCCAGAAAAUUAUGUAUCCUAUUUCAUUUGGAUACGCAAAUACAAAACCA
This is a messenger RNA of Alosa alosa (allis shad), 2745 nucleotides long. RefSeq names its product family with sequence similarity 76 member B (gene fam76b). NCBI's taxonomy places the organism in Eukaryota, Metazoa, Chordata, Actinopteri, Clupeiformes, Clupeidae. The transcript has 10 exons. Bases 424 to 1431 code for a protein of 335 amino acids. The record is from RefSeq and is a predicted model, not a curated record.